Messenger RNA from Darwinula stevensoni, 2322 nucleotides. The record is from the annotation of a GenBank genome assembly. NCBI's taxonomy places the organism in Eukaryota, Metazoa, Arthropoda, Ostracoda, Podocopida, Darwinulidae.
AUGAAAGGCGGAGCACCAAAGCAACAGGAUGGCAGGGAUGGGCAGGAAAUUCAGUCUACACCCGUCACGAUGGAAGGAAGUGCGAAGGAUCUGUUGUCGGUGCUCGCCUUGGCCGGAUUCGGUGCUUUCUUUCCCCCAGGAUGGAUCAGCGGAUGGGGACGCCUCUACUGCCUCCUUCUAAUCCUCGUCGACCUCUCGCUUCUCGGACUUCAGGCGCAGAUGGCCUACGAUCAAUUCAAACUCCAGGAUGCACUCAUGGGCCUAAUGACGUCCGGCUUAGAUCUGUCUUUCUGCAUCGUCCUCUUCGCUUUGGCGGUGUUGGAUGCGCGAAUGCAGUGGCGUUUUCCCGUGCUUUUGGGUCUCCUCGAUGCCUUGGAGAAGGCUCCUAUCCCCCAACCGCCAUUUUGUGCCAAUCCUGAAAGUUCUCUCGGUCACGCGACCCACUUAGAGGCUCCCUUCCCCACGUGCACAAAACAGGGCUUAAUGGUUUCGCAGCGUGAAUUGCGCAAGUUCUUGGCACUCAUCGUAUCCCUUGGAUUCGUCCUGUACACUUUCGUAUUUGUUUUUCACAUAAUAGACGCAAAUCAGAAUCGAGGAUGGUCGAUCCUCGCCAUGGUCGCCUACGUUCACACAUACGUGAGAUUUACUUGUUUCCCCGACAUUUUUUUCAUUUAUGGCUGUCGACUUUCCACCCUCUCCCUGCGAACCGUCAAUUCUUCACUCAGGAAUUUAAAGCUCCCAAGUCGAGAGGCCCACGAAGGAUCGAAAGAGAUUCUGAAGCGAUUCGACGCCGUGAAGGCCUUCGUCCUGGAAGUGUCUGAUCUCUUCACGGGAUAUCGCCUGCUGAACACUCUCUUCCUGAUCGUCUUCGUGACCCUGGCUUUAUUCAAGCAGUUGGACGAUGCCUACGGCUACGCGUUCCAUUCUUCUCUCUCCCGUGUCCUCUUUGGCCUCCUCAUGCUACAUGCCGUCACUUCCUUCGCUCAGGAAGUCAAUCUAGAGUUGGAGAUAUUCGUGAGCGAAUACCAGAUCCAACCAGUGGAAUUCACAGCAGGCACCGUCUUCAAAGUGGAUCGGAGUCUCUUCACUUCGGGCGGAGACGAGAGGUGGAGCAUUGAGACUUGUGGACGACACAAGGGAAGGUCUAACAUUCAGUCCUUGCCUGUCACGAUGGAAGGAAGUGCGAAGGAUCUGCUGAUGAAAGCGCUCACUGUGGCCGGCUUCGGUGCUUUCUUUCCGCUGGGAUGCAUCAACGGAUGGGGGCGCCUCUACUGCCUUCUCCUCACCCUCGUCGACGUCUCGCUCAACGGCUUAACGAUGAGCAUGCUCUACCUCCAGUUUCAAGUCCAGGAUGGCUUCGGUAUGAUGAUACGCGGUUUAGAGCUGGGAUUCGUCGUUGUCAUCUUCGCUUUAGUGCUAGUGGAUGCUCGAAUGCAAUGGCGUUUCCCCGCUCUUUUGGAACACCUAACCGUCCUUGAGCACGUUCCACCUACCAGUUUUCAACCUCUGACCAAUCCUGGAAAUUCCCCGUGUCAGGUAACCACAUUAGGGUCGCCGCUUCGCAAAUGCACGCGAUGGAACUUGAAGCCUUCACAAGCUCGACUCCAUAAGUUCUUCGCAUUGGCUUUUCUUAUUGGGUUCAUCCUCUACGGUAUGAUCUUCACCGGUUUUUUUAUGUCCGGUUAUCAGUAUGCAAAGUCCUUGGGAUGGUAUUCCAUCUCCCUACUUGCCUAUAUUCAUGCCAACGUGAGAUUCACCUGUAUUCCCGACAUGUUUUUCGUGUAUGCCUGUCGCCUGUCCACCCUCUCAUUGCAAAGAGUCAAUUUCUCGCUGAAGAAUUUGGACCUGCCGAGUCAAGAGACUCACCUGGAGAUUCAGCAAGUCCUAAAGCGAUUCGACCAGGUGAAAGCCUUCGUCCGAGACGUCUCGGACCUGUUCACGGGCUAUCGCCUCCUGAACACUCUCUUCCUGGUCCUCUUCGUGACUCUGGAGUUCUUCGAGGAAUUCAUCGGGCUCCAUCCCGGCAACACCUUCUACGCCUCCUUCUCGCAAAUUCUCCUCGGCUUAAUCAUUUUAUUUGCUGUGACUUCGCUCGCUCAGGAAGUUCAACGAGAGUUUCAGGUAUUCGUGAGCGAAUACGAGAUCCAGCCAGUGGAAUUCACAGCGGGCAGCUUCUUCCAAGUGGAUCGGAGUCUCUUCACUUCCGUAAGUAAUUUCCCUCUCUCCAUCCUCAUCCGAUUCCCCGUGAAAGAGGCAGCAUUCUCCUUGGAGAUCGUAGCGACGGUGGGAACAUACCUGAUGGUCCUCCUCCAGUUCCGGUGA